Acanthopagrus latus (yellowfin seabream) is the source of this 2159-nucleotide messenger RNA. It is a transcript of the gene crb3a, whose product is annotated as crumbs homolog 3a. The record is from RefSeq and is a predicted model, not a curated record. Bases 1038 to 1391 code for a protein of 117 amino acids. The transcript has 4 exons. Lineage: Eukaryota; Metazoa; Chordata; Actinopteri; Spariformes; Sparidae.
ACAGCGGUUCUCUGCCUUUCAACAAAACGCCUCGGUGCUCUCACACACAGUCCAAAUGAAAACUAUCUGAGCACCACAGAUUAGGCCCGAAGCAGCCUACAUUUUCUCUGCCCCUCGGAGUCUGAGCAGGGGGAGAUUAGGCGGGGAUUAGAGCCCACUGGACCAGCUGGCCACCGAAUUCAUCCUUAAAAUAUCUCAGGAAUGUUGAUUUCCUCGCUCAUGUUGGAGAAACGUGAAACCUGCUGGAGGCGCUGUUUCGUGCCCCCGUCACCAUCAGACAGGUUGCUAAGGUGGGAGCUGGGCACCGAGCACAGACACAACAUUGUUCUCCGGCAGGUUGGAGGGAGACGGAGCGAGCUGGCAUCAUAGAUCACUCCACAGGAACAGAAGAAAGUCCAGUCCAGUUUCAAUCGAGCAUCAGGAGGUGAACUUAUAAUGUGUCACAGUAAUUUACUUUUUGUAAGAUAACAUACAGUUGAGGAGUCUUUUUCUAACAAGUGAUCACCUGAAAGCAGCGUGAUCACUUCAGGACUCUGCUUCAUCAGACUGCGUUCUUCCUCAGCUUUGCACAAAGGAGGAUCUGUGCGCUGCAGGUGGAUAACUGCGCUCAGGUAACGUAACACGAAACUGAAGCAUGUGACCAAUGGCGAUCUGAAGAGUCGACGGAAAAAAAAAAAAAACUGCUUUACAUAAAAGCGCAGCAGCCGGCGGUGCAGUCGAUGACUGAAGUCUCCCGGAACUGUGCUGGACGGAUUAAAGUGGCGUUCUGUCCUGAGAUGUCACCUGUCACCUGUCUGACUGGACCGAACCAUUCGCUGCAGGUUCAUCUCUGACAAGGUGAGGCGGAAGCGACAUGGCUCGCGCGUGAGGAAACUACCUGCUGGAUGUUGGCAGUUCUGCUUCGAUCACCUGAAAGCAGCGUGAUCACUGAAGGGAGGCAAUAAAUCCACAAGGUGCACCUGAUGAAAUGGACCCGAGCUGAUGCCCAGAAGCCCCAGACGGCCCCGCUUGGCCCCGCUGGUCACAGGUAGAGAGAAAUGGCAGCGUGCCUGGAUGUCCUCGCCAUACCUGGAGUUGUGGUCGGGAGCGUUUUACUGCUGGUGCUGAGCAGUGAUCCUGUGUGGGGGAAUUCUACUACUCUGGCACCACACACCCACACUAACGGCACUAAUGACCCUAAUGGAGUCAACAUCGCGGCUAUCGUCGCCCCCACCGUCAUCUUUGGCGUUCUGGCCAUCGUCGCGGCCGUCCUCGCCUGGCUCUUCUGCGUGGUGAAGAAGAAGAGGCAGACUGAAGGGACGUAUAGGCCCAGUGCCGAGGAGCAGUCCGGCGCCAGCAGCGUGGUGGCACCGGAUGCGCUGAAGCUACCGAAGGAGGAAAGACUCAUUUGAGAACUCCUGAAAGGAAACACGACGAGGCUCUCCACCAUGAGCUGAUCAAUGAGAGGAAAGUCUGAGCAGGUUGUUCAACGAGCACUGAACAUUUUCCUGAGAGCGCCGGGAUCGACGGAUCCAAGGGAUUUUAAAAACAAGUGAACAUUUCAAGGAGGUUUUGAACGUUUCCUAUGCACAAAUGAAACGAGAGCUUCAGUAUUUUAUUACCACUAAUAGUUUAAGUUUAGAGAUGUUUUCCAUUCAGUUGCCUUAAUAUACAACUCGCCUGUACUUGAUUUCAUACAGUCUAUGAUGAUUUACUGUCACUGGCAAAAAUCACUACCGAUCUCUUACCUCAAACCUUUGCCUCUGAGAGUCCUGAUGAGUCCGCUGCAUUUUAAAUUGAAACAGAUGUUUAUUUUUUAUUCUAUUACUCUAAUAACGACUGGUCACCACACUGCGAAAACUCGAUUUGAUUUUGAAUCUUGAUUUUUACAAAGACUGGUGUUGAAAAAUUAGGUUCUGCUGAGAAAUCACAUCGAGCACAAGCAAGCGAUUGUUUACACUUUUCUACUGUUCCUCAAGUAAUCAGAGUCAUUUCAAGUCACGCUGUUUGAAGAAAAUCAUUUCAUCGCAUCGACCACGCAGUGCUUUAUGCAUCGUGAUCAGGCAGAAGUGUUUACAAUUUCACAAUGUUUCUGCUUCUCUCAGAUUAUUAACAGCCUCUUUUGUAAAAAUCGUCGAAUGAUUAAACUUUACAAAGCAAUGAAACUAUUUAAAGCACGA